UGUGGUGAAGGAAGGGAAGCGUGCGUCUCCUCUCCAUCACAUUUCACUUUUUCAAACAGUGACGGGGAAUCAAAGAAGGCAGGAUGUAGAAUCCGUCAGACACAGACCGUUUCUUCAGAGUCUUGCGGUUAAUUCUGCUGCUUUCAGUCGCGUUUUUUUCGCUCUGCUCGGUGCGGGAGUCUGCCGAUCGGUGAAGAAGAGAGGUGUUGCUCGCUGCCGGAGCUCGCUGGAUGGAUCCGAGCUCAUCCUUUCUCACUUACAACUGAGGACUCGGUUUGGAAGAGUUGGGAUUUUGUUCCCUCCUCCACUCCAUCUCCUUUUCUAUGCCAGAUCAUUUUCAGGACAGUUAAGUCUGAAGGUGUGGAAGACUUUGCUUCACAAUGGCAACAGGAGUAGCAGCGUGGCUCCCCUUUGCCAGGGCUGCAGCAAUUGGCUGGAUGCCUGUGGCCAACUGCCCCAUGCCUAUAGCGCCAAGAGACAACAGCAAGAAACAAGAUGAACUUAUCAUCCUCAAUGUCAGCGGCCGUCGUUUUCAGACCUGGAGAACAACAUUGGACCGCUACCCAGACACCCUACUGGGCAGUUCUGAGAAAGAUUUCUUUUACAACGAGGAAACCAAGGAGUACUUUUUCGACCGGGACCCUGACGCCUUCAGAAGCAUUCUCAACUUUUACCGAACGGGAAAGCUCCAUUAUCCUCGUCACGAGUGCAUCUCGGCCUAUGAUGAGGAGCUGACUUUCUUUGGCAUCAUACCUGAGAUCAUCGGUGACUGCUGCUAUGAAGAAUACAAGGACAGAAAGAGGGAGAACUUAGAGCGGCUGCAGGAUGAUCAGGAAGAGAAUAUGGACCUGAAGAUGCCCAACAUGAACUUCAGAGAGACCAUGUGGCGCGCCUUCGAAAACCCCCACACCUCCACCAUGGCCCUGGUCUUUUACUAUGUCACUGGGUUCUUCAUUGCUGUCUCGGUCAUCACGAAUGUGGUGGAGACCGUGCCCUGUGGUGCUACUGCCAAUCAGAAAGACAUGCCAUGUGGCGAACGCUACACUGUCGCGUUCUUCUGCAUGGACACCGCCUGUGUUAUGAUUUUCACCGUGGAGUAUCUGUUGCGCUUGUUUGCUGCACCUAGUCGUUACCGCUUCAUGCGCUCUGUGAUGAGCAUCAUCGACGUGGUGGCUAUCUUGCCAUAUUAUAUUGGUCUUGUGAUGACCAACAACGAGGAUGUCAGCGGCGCCUUCGUGACACUGCGUGUGUUUCGAGUGUUUCGUAUCUUCAAGUUCUCCCGCCACUCGCAAGGCCUGCGGAUCCUGGGUUAUACACUCAAGAGCUGCGCUUCGGAGCUGGGCUUCCUCCUCUUCUCACUCACCAUGGCCAUCAUCAUCUUUGCCACGGUCAUGUUUUAUGCAGAGAAGGGCUCCAGCUCCAGCAAGUUCACCAGCAUCCCAGCUUCAUUCUGGUACACUAUUGUCACCAUGACGACGCUGGGGUAUGGGGACAUGGUGCCAAAGACAAUUGCUGGAAAGAUCUUUGGCUCCAUCUGCUCCCUGAGUGGCGUCCUGGUGAUCGCUCUGCCCGUCCCUGUCAUUGUCUCCAACUUCAGCCGCAUCUACCACCAGAACCAGAGAGCAGAUAAACGGCGUGCUCAGAAGAAAGCCAGACUGGCCAGGAUAAGAAUAGCCAAGACCGGCAGCGCCAACGCCUUCCUUCAGAGCAAACGCAACGGACUUCUCAACGACCUGCUGGAGCUGACGGGUACAGAAGAAGAUGAGCAGAAGCCAACCCAGAAGUCCAUCUCUCUGUUAGAGAGCCAACACCACCACCUACUGCACUGUCUGGAGAAAACAACAUUUAGCUAUGGUAACCUGUGCAGACCUGUGCAACAAGACACAGAAGACACUGGUUCGUACUACAGUUUGAGGACAGGACAGGAUUUAGAUCAUCAUGUAAAGGCUCACGAGUUUGUGGACGAGCUGAUAUACGAGCAGAACUGUUUGGAAACGGCUCUGCAGACCUAUCCCUCACGCAGUCCCUCUGUAUCCAGCCAUGACAGCUCCACACGUACCUGUUGUAGUCGAAAGAGAAAGAGAAAUGUUCCUCUGCCUAACACCAGCCUGCACACCACCCAUUCAACCCACCAGGGCCCGCUGCAGGAGCUCAGUGCCAUCCGCAUACAGUGUGGUGACCCACUGUCGCACACCGCCAGCCGCUCCAACCUCAACCUCAAAACUGACGAGAGCAGCAGGAUCAACUGCAAAAGUGGCCGGAUCACCACAGCCAUCAUCAGCCUCCCAACACCCCCUGCUUUAACCCCUGAUGGAGACGGGCUCCACGGGCCCCCACAGCGGAGGCCGCCCCAACCUCCAAGUCACCCACCACCCUUGAGCAUUCAGACCACAACAAGCUCAGCUGGCGCCAACAUCGUCAAAGUCUCGGCUCUGUGACUGUGUGGCUGACAGAUGUAACUCACCCCAGCAGGGGGAAGAAAAGAAGAGGAGGAGGAAGCAGGUAACACUACAUUCAUGGACGUACCGUGUUCCCUAAUACAGGGUCAGUGAGAAGAGGGGUGUACUCCAGAGGACUCACCAGUUAUGGAGACAUUAUUGAGGUAGAGGACUGUAGAUAUGUGACCUGAGAAUCACGCUCGUGUCAUGUCGUGUAUGUACUGUAGAUACGAUGAGAGCUGCUGCAUUUCUAAACGUUUCCUACGGCAGUGGAGAUGGUGGAAAAUAACUGACGAUAUUGUGCAACUGGCAGAAACAUCAGCAAACCCUGUUGGCCAUCACAAAUUCACAGUAAAUUUGACGUGAAUUCACAGUGGAAAAAGAAGAUUUGUUGGAUUAAAUACUGAAGAACAAAGCUGUUGAAGCGGAUCGGUCAUGUUUGUGUUAUGUGAUUGUCUAUAGUAUUUUGAGAAACAUAAACUGUUUUAGUUUAAAGUCGCCAUGCCUGAUGCUGCUAAUAUCAUCCCUGUAAUGUGUAUUUCAUUUGUUGCAGACUGGAAACAGCGUUUCUUUGUUUUCGUUGGAUAAUUGUAUCGAUACAUUAUGUUGAUUGCUCAAACCAAACUGGGAUUUUAGUUGUAUUUUGAAAAAUCCCACUGAAUGUGGACUGAAGGCUGACGGUCUUCGUACUGCAUUGAAACAGAGCAGUGGUUCUCAGCCUUGAGCUGACCGGAGAAUUACUAUAAAGCAAACGUGUAAUUUAAUGUUGAAGGAUGAGGUUACAGUACAUCCCAUGAAAAGACCAAAACCAACCACUUGAUUAGUUGAAAUUCAUUCAUCCUAAUCUUAACUGUUUGUGUUACAAAAACACAGGAAAAUAACUUGUUUUAAAUAAUUUUCUCCUGCAGAUUUAUAUAUGUGUUGCAGUAGUUUGUACAGCAGAAGGACAAUGUGCAUGAGGGUUCUGACAUGUUAAUGUAAAGAAGAAACAAGCCAUGCAGUGAAACAGUGAUAAUAAUAAAAGGUAUAUAACAUGGCACAUUUUGGGAGGGGAAAUACUACAACAUUUGGUUUCAGUAUAACAGCAAGUUUUAGUAAGGCCAGGAUACUGAAUAACAUGAUUGUAUCGACAGUGUCCCAGAAUGAAGUAUCGUUUAUGGCUCAGUCACACUACAGUAAAACUGUUGCAUUCAGCAACCGAUUGCAGGUAGUUUCAAAAACUAACUGGGUGCCCAAUUUUGAUUGUAAGGUGAUUUUGUAGGUUACCUGCUCCGUGGCAACCUGUGUCCAAACAGUCUGACUCAAACCGACUCCAGUCACUCUCACACAGACUGGUUAAAGCUUGCAAAUAAUUGCCGUCUAAUUUAUAAAUGUAGACAGAUUGCCAACAAGUAGCAAUCAAUCUGAGUCAGUCUGUGCAGGACUCAUCUGUGCCUCAUCUCUUUGCAGUUGAUUUUAACACCAAUUGUUGCCAACUGCUUGUGUUCCUAAAUAAAAGCAAAGCUGCAUCUGUAUCAUUUCGCUGUCCUGCAGCAACCAUCACAUCACUAUUUGUGGAGAAAUUUCAGAAUUUCUGUUUCGAGUCUAUGAGGUUGUAACUGGACUCUGAAUGUAAGUAGUUCAUUUAAAUUUCUGUUGAGUGUAAAUUUCUGUGUAUGUAGAUAGCAACAGAUUUGCAACAGACAGCAACAGAUUCACAAUUUGCCAACUGGAGCCCCUUCUGUCACAAACUGACAGCAAACUGAAGACGGCAACUGGGGUUGCAGACCUGGUGCCCAUCUUUGAAAAAGCCAUUUUGAAGGAAGCAAGAUUUCAAGUCAACUGCACACACUCACAAUAUCUUUGGUGUCAUGCUCUCCAAGCACUCUUUCCUGGUGUGACUGUAGCAAUUUCCAAUCUUAAUAACACCAAAAUUUAAUUUCAAAUAUCAAAAAAAGUAUUUUCAAUUUGUUUUUCACAACUUAAGAUUGGAAAUCGUGUUUGCACAGAUUCACUUUGAUCGUCUCUUGAUUUUAAAUCACUGCAUUUCACCUUUUUUCCUGCCAUUGGCAACAUUGGGGAAACUUUACAGAUCAAAUUAGGUCACAUACAUGGCAUGAAUUGAUAGGAUGUUUACAUUUAAAUAGCCAUCAU
Neolamprologus brichardi is the source of this 4571-nucleotide messenger RNA. RefSeq names its product A-type voltage-gated potassium channel KCND3-like. Gene Ontology annotation, biological process: action potential; protein homooligomerization; potassium ion export across plasma membrane. Lineage: Eukaryota; Metazoa; Chordata; Actinopteri; Cichliformes; Cichlidae. Gene Ontology annotation, cellular component: postsynaptic membrane; neuronal cell body; voltage-gated potassium channel complex. Gene Ontology annotation, molecular function: A-type (transient outward) potassium channel activity; protein binding. The record is from RefSeq and is a predicted model, not a curated record.